UUUCAUUUAGCAGGUCUAUUGUCACCAAAACCCUAACCCUAAUUCGCUCUCCUUCCUUUCCGCACAAAAAACCCCGAAUUUAGAGAGAGAAAGUGCACUCAGUUCUGAAUCUGCAACAAUGUCGAUGUCGAAGAGUUCGAAGAUGCUCCAUUACAUAAACUAUCGGAUGCGCGUUACGAUACAGGACGGCCGUCAGCUCAUCGGAAAAUUCAUGGCCUUCGAUCGGCACAUGAAUUUGGUGCUUGGAGACUGCGAAGAGUUUCGUAAACUUCCACCCACUAAAGGAUCCAAGGAGGAGCGCGAAGACCGCCGCACUCUUGGCCUUGUUCUCCUCCGUGGAGAGGAGGUCAUUUCGAUAACUGUUGAGGGCCCACCUCCGCCCGACGAGUCCCGGUUAAAGGCCAGUGGUGCAAAUGCUGUUGCGGGACCAGGGAUUGGUCGGGCCGCUGGCCGGGGUGUGCCUACUGGCCCGCUUGUCCAGGCCCAGCCUGGACUUUCUGGGCCUGUGAGAGGAGUAGGUGGACCAGCUCCUGGAAUGAUGCAGCCACAGAUCUCGCGCCCUCCCCAGAUUUCGAUGCCGCCGAUUUCUUAUCCUCCCCAGCAGCAAACUUCUGGGGUUCAGGCUCCUGUUAUGAGGCCUCCGUCUAUGCCGCCUCCUGGUGGAUUCCCUCCGAGGCCUGGGAUGCCGGGUGCACCGCCUCCACCUCAGUUUAGGCCGGGACCGCCUGGGCAGUUUCCACCUCCACAGUUCGGGCAGAGGCCAAUGGGUCCUCCCCCACCCCAGAUGAUGAGGGGUCCUCCGCCGCCUGGGCAGUUUCUGCCUCCUGGACAGAUGCCACCACGCCCGGGCAUGCCGCCACCUCCUCCUGGCGGACAAGUUCACAUGUUUGGUCCUCCUAGGCCUGGAAUGCCUCCUCCACCCAAUGCACCUUCUCAGAAUCAGCAACAGUAGUAAUAGCGACUGUUUUAGCAGGGACUUCUCCUGUUUGGCAGUUCGAGUGCUGUGAAGGUUAAAACUCAAGGCAAUUUUAUGGGUAGCUUUAAAUUUGCUAAUGCAUUCUAGUGAUGAGAUUUUCUGUCUGUAAUUAUGCUCACUUAUUGAUGUUUUCUUGUUAUGGUUUGACUAUCAAAACAUUUGUCAGAGAUUUUGCGUCUUGCCUGCAAUAAUGUUCACAAUAAAAAAAGAAAGAUUUAAAAAUUGGUUAAGAUUGCACGAACUUAAUCAAUCCCA
Molecule: messenger RNA, 1231 nt
Organism: Olea europaea var. sylvestris
Lineage: Eukaryota; Viridiplantae; Streptophyta; Magnoliopsida; Lamiales; Oleaceae
Product: small nuclear ribonucleoprotein-associated proteins B and B'-like
Exons: 2
Coding region: 119-952 (277 amino acids)
Biological process (GO): mRNA splicing, via spliceosome
Cellular component (GO): U2 snRNP; U4/U6 x U5 tri-snRNP complex; catalytic step 2 spliceosome
Molecular function (GO): RNA binding
Source: RefSeq, a predicted model, not a curated record